CACCUGUGACAGGUACUGAGGAAAGCAGCUUGCACGAUGCAGCCAAUAUUUCACUGCGCACAGACAUGUCCCAGGCAGCCGCAGUCAUCAGCUCAGUGCUGCCGGGGGGAUUCAAGGGCAGCCCAGCGGGGCAGCAGGGGCCAGGAGAGGCAGCAAAUUCGGUGAGCAAGCGCGAGAUAAAGCGCCAGCAAUUUGUGCCGGUGCACGGCAACUACCGCCGCUACUAUGGGUACCGCAUUGGUCAAGCCUUCGAAGAGGACCCUCGCCUCAAGGUGAUGGAGAAGCCCUGGUUCCAGAAUAGGAAGUGUUUGGACGUGGGGUGCAACGAGGGCAUGGUCACGCUGGGCUUAGUCACGCGCUUUGGCACCGGCAGCAUGCUGGGCGUGGACAUCGACCACGUCCUUAUCAGCAAAGCCUGCAGGAGCUUGAGGGAGGAGCACACAAGGGCCACAGCGGAGUUGGCGCGGCUGUCCCACACGCGCAGGCACGUCCUGAGCGCCGCGCCGGAUGCCGAGAGCGCGCAGACGUCCCACAACGCCGAGCGCAAAGCCGCCAGCGCCGCGCUCCAGGGCCUCAUCGGCACCCGCUUCCAACAGGGAAACUUCCUAGAGCUGGAGGAGUUGCAGCGAGGCACGUACGACACAAUACUGUGCCUCAGCGUGACCAAGUGGGUGCACUUGAACGGCGGCGAUGCUGCGCUGCAUGCGUUGCUGAAGCGCAUCUGUGAGCUGCUCGUGCCCGGCGGCCGCCUUAUCCUGGAGCCUCAGGCCUGGAGCUCCUACCAGGCGGCCGUCCACAAGCCGGGGAUGCGGGAGCGGCUGCACCCCCUGAGCAGCCUCUAUCUGCGGCCGGAAGACUUGCCCCACUACGCCACGCAGCAGUUCAAGUUCUCGUUUGUUCGGCAGCUGCGAGCGCCAGAGAACGCCAAGGGCUUUGACCGGCCCAUAUACCUGUUCCAAAAGAUUGGUUGA
Messenger RNA from Coccomyxa subellipsoidea C-169, 971 nucleotides. Its product is annotated as Bin3-domain-containing protein. Bases 66 to 971 code for a protein of 301 amino acids. NCBI's taxonomy places the organism in Eukaryota, Viridiplantae, Chlorophyta, Trebouxiophyceae, Coccomyxaceae. The record is from RefSeq and is a predicted model, not a curated record. The transcript is spliced from 5 exons. Gene Ontology annotation, molecular function: snRNA binding; RNA methyltransferase activity; O-methyltransferase activity. Gene Ontology annotation, biological process: snRNA modification.